Ornithodoros turicata is the source of this 828-nucleotide messenger RNA. Its product is annotated as E3 ubiquitin-protein ligase RNF180-like. The transcript has 4 exons. Gene Ontology annotation, biological process: protein polyubiquitination; positive regulation of proteasomal ubiquitin-dependent protein catabolic process; norepinephrine metabolic process. Gene Ontology annotation, molecular function: ubiquitin protein ligase activity; ubiquitin conjugating enzyme binding. The record is from RefSeq and is a predicted model, not a curated record. Bases 252 to 707 code for a protein of 151 amino acids. Lineage: Eukaryota; Metazoa; Arthropoda; Arachnida; Ixodida; Argasidae. Gene Ontology annotation, cellular component: endoplasmic reticulum membrane.
UCCAAGCUGGUUGUACGUUGUACAACAAGCGAAGUGGCGUGCGUGUUGGUCAUGGUGCAGGUGCACUGCCUGCUCUGGUCAAGGAGGCACACGAGUGGCUUUUGUGCUAGUUGUACUGAAACAUUUUUUUGAUACGAUGGUAACUGUUAAAGACACAAUUUAAUGCUUUUAGUUGCAUGGAAAGAAGACCAAUGACAAAGGGAAGAAAGAAAUCUCCUGUCUAAAACAACGGGACUUACGCCUGACCCACCAUGCAGUGUGACCGCAAUGAAGUUAACACAGCGAAAUUUCGCUGCAAAAAGUGCCGUGCUACAGUCUUCACAAGUGCAGAUGUGGUCAGUGCUCAUGGUAAACCAUGGACUGGUCACGUAAAUUUUUGUUGCCCCCUCAACAAAGCCAGCACAGUAUGGUACCUCCGUGAGACUGAAAUUGUUGACUGGAUGGAAGACCAAGUUCAUAAUGGCAAAUGGACCAAGGGCAGGCUCUACUGUCCUGCCUGUAGUGCUCGUCUAGGAUCCUAUGACUUUGUGGCUGGUUCAAAAUGUGGCUGCAGUCAGUUCGUACUGCCAGCAAUUCAUAUAGCAAAAUGCCGUGUUGACUGUGAUGAAACCAUGGAGACAGAAAAGAUCCUUAAAAGCAUCGUGCGACCUCCAGCAACAGAGCAAUCCUCUGAGGAAGACCUGGAGCCAUGUGCAGAUACAACAUAGUGAUGUCGUUAUAUUGUGCUUCAUUGCUACAGAUGUGCUUAUUCAUUGCAUUGCUCAUUCGGCCGUUGUUAAGAUGGUAACCCAAUAGAAGUGAAAAUUAAUUUAUAAAUUCUUAUGAUCA